Cinclus cinclus is the source of this 7299-nucleotide messenger RNA. RefSeq names its product myosin XVIIIA (gene MYO18A). Gene Ontology annotation, cellular component: myosin complex. The coding region runs from base 1 to 7182 and encodes 2393 amino acids. The record is from RefSeq and is a predicted model, not a curated record. Gene Ontology annotation, molecular function: protein binding; cytoskeletal motor activity; ATP binding. The transcript has 42 exons. NCBI's taxonomy places the organism in Eukaryota, Metazoa, Chordata, Aves, Passeriformes, Cinclidae.
AUGUUCAACCUGAUGAAGAAGGACAAAGAGAAGGAUGGGGCCCGGAAGGAGAAGAAGAAGGAGAAAAAGGAGCGAAUGUCAGCAGCUGAACUCAAGAGCCUGGAGGAGAUGAGCAUGCGCCGGGGCUUCUUCAACCUCAACCGUGCCUCCAAGCGUGACUCCAAGACCCGCCUGGAGAUCUCCAAUCCCAUCCCCAUUAAAGUGGCCAGUGGCUCCGAGCUGCACCUCACGGAUAUUGACUCCGACAGCAACCGGGGCAGCGUCAUCUUGGACUCAGGCCACCUGAGCACGGCCAGCUCCAGUGACGAUCUCAAGGCGGACGAUACCAACUUCAAGGGCUCGGUGCUGCAGCGGGCAGCCAAGUUUGGCUCCUUGGCCAAGCAGAACUCCCAGGUGAUUGUCAAGCGCUUCUCCUUCUCCCAGAAAAGCCGGGAUGAGAGCACCUCAGAGACCUCCACGCCCUCUGAGCACUCGGCAGCACCCUCCCCCCAGGUGGAGGUGCGCACGCUGGAGACCCCACUCGACAAACAGGGGGUUCCCCCAGGACAGCCCUGCACCCCUCCUGCCGCCUCCCUGCGUGCCAGGGUGCCGGAGCUCGUCGGCAAGAGGUUCCCCGCCGAGCUGCGGCUGCCCGCCCUGGUGCCCCCCCAGCCUCCCACCCCACGGCAGCUGGAGCUGCAGAGGCGCAACACCGGCGAUUUCGGCUUCUCCCUGCGCCGCACCACCAUGCUGGACCGGGGCCCUGACGGGCAGGUGUACCGGCGCAUCGUGCACUUCGCCGAGCCCGGAGCCGGCACCAAAGACUUGGCCUUGGGCUUGGUGCCGGGUGACCGGCUGGUGGAGAUCAACGGGCGGAACGUGGAGAGCAAAUCGAGGGAUGAGAUCGUGGAGAUGAUCCGGCAGUCGGGGGAGACGGUGCAGCUGAAGGUGCAGCCCAUCCUGGAGCUGAGCGAGCUGAGCCGCUGCUGGCUGCGGGGCGGCCAGGGGACACGCCGUGCUGCCUGGGAUCUGGACCCCCCCGCCUCCGCCUCAGCACCCAGCCAGGCCAAGACAGAGGAGCAGAUAGCAGCUGAGGAGGCCUGGUACGAGACCGAGAAGGUGUGGCUGGUGCACAGGGAUGGCUUCUCCUUGGGCAGCCAGCUGCGGCCGGAGGUGGGCAGUCUCCUGCCCGAGGGCAAAGUGAAGGUGAAACUGGACCACGAUGGAGCCAUCCUGGAGGUGGAGGAGGACGAUGUGGAGAAGGCAAAUCCCCCGUCCUGCGACCGUGUGGAGGACCUUGCCAACCUCCUCUACCUCAACGAGUCCAGCACGCUGCACACGCUGCGCCAGCGCUACGGCGGCAACCUCCUGCACACCUACGCCGGGCCCACCAUGGUCAUCAUCAACCCGCUGAGCUCCCCCUCCAUGUACUCUGAGAAGGUCAUGCACAUGUUCAAGGGGUGCCGCAGGGAGGACACGUCCCCGCACAUCUACGCGGUGGCGCAGGCCGCGUACCGCAGCAUGCUGAUGAGCCGCCAGGACCAGGCCAUCGUCCUGCUGGGCGCCAGCGGCAGCGGCAAAACCACCAACUGCCAGCACCUAGUGCAGUACCUCGCCACCAUCGCGGGCAGCACCGGCAAAGUCUUCUCCGUGGAGAAGUGGCAAGCUCUCUACACCAUCCUGGAGGCUUUUGGCAAUAGCAGCACCGGCAUGAACGGCAACGCCACCCGCUUCUCCCAGAUCAUCUCUCUGGACUUCGACCAGGCUGGGCAGGUGGCGUCUGCCUCUGUACAGACACUGCUGCUGGAGAAGCUGCGUGUGGCCCGGCGCCCAAGCAAUGAGGCCACCUUCAAUGUCUUCUAUUACCUGCUGGCCUGCUCUGACAGCACCCUGCGGACUGAGCUUCACUUCAACCACCUGGCAGAGAACAAUGUCUUCGGCAUCGUGCCUCCCUCCAAGCCAGAGGAAAAGCAGAAGGCAACCCAGCAGUUUGGCAAGCUCCUGGCAGCCAUGAAGGUGAUGGGCAUCUCAGGAGAUGAGCAGAAAGCCUUCUGGCUCAUCCUGGGGGCCAUUUACCAUCUGGGAGCUGCUGGGGCAACCAAAGACGCCGACGAAGCUGGGAGGAAGCAGUUUGCACGGCACGAGUGGGCUCAGAAAGCCGCGUACCUGCUGGGCUGCAGCCUGGAGGAGCUCUCCUCUGCCAUAUUCAAGCACCAGCCCAAGGGCACCCUGCAACGCUCCACCUCCUUCCGGCAGGGCCCUGAUGAGUCUCCCCUAGGGGACAGUGGCACAGGUCCCAAGCUGACAGCGCUGGAGUGCCUGGAGGGCAUGGCAGCUGGCUUGUACUCUGAGCUCUUCACACUCCUCAUCUCCCUCCUCAACAGGGCACUGAAGUCGAGCCAGCACUCGGUGUGCUCCGUGACAGUGGUGGACACCCCUGGGGCACAGAACCCCGAGCUGGCAGGGCAAAGCCGGGGGGCCACCUUCGAGGAGCUCUGCCACAACUACGCCCAGGAGCGCCUGCAGCAGCUCUUCCACCAGCGCACCUUUGCCCGUGAGCUGGAGAGAUACAAGGAGGAGAACAUAGAGCUUGCCCUGGCUGAUGCUGAGCCCAGCUCCUCUGGCUCCAUAGCUGCUGUGGACCAGUCCUCACACCAGGCACUGGUCCGGUCUCUGGCCCGCACAGACGAGGCGCGGGGGCUGCUGUGGCUUCUGGAGGAGGAGGCGCUGCAGCCAGGCGGCAAUGAGGACACCUUGCUGGAGCGGCUCUUAUCCUACUACGGCCCACAGGAAGGGGGCAAAAAAGGGCACAACCCGCUGCUUCCCAGUGACAAGCCCCGACACUUCCUCCUGGGACACAGCUCAGGGACCAACUGGGUGGAGUACGAUGCUACGGGAUGGCUCAACUACGUCAAGCACAACCCGGCCUCCCAAAACGCUUCUGUCCUGCUGCAGGAGUCCCAAAAGAAGGUGAUCAGCAGCCUGUUUGCCGGGCGCGGCGGGUCGGCGCUGGUGCUGUCGGGCUCGGUGGCGGGGCUGGAGGGGGGCUCCCAGCUGGCCCUGCGCCGGGCCACCAGCAUGCGCAAGACCUUCACCACCGGCGUGGCUGCUGUCAAGAAGAAAUCCCUCUGCAUCCAGAUCAAGCUGCAAGUGGAUGCCCUCAUUGACAGCAUCAAGAAGUCCAAGCUCCACUUUGUGCAUUGCUUCCUGCCCAAGGCGGGGGGCGGCGGGGACCCCCAGGCUGUGCCGUGCCGGAGGGUGAGCGGCAGCGAGCUGGAGCUGCCAGCAGAGCACUGUGAGGCCGGGCUGAUGCAGCUGGAUGUGCCCCUCCUGCGUGCCCAGCUCCGUGGCUCCCGCCUGCUCGACGCCCUCCGCAUGUACCGCCAAGGUUACCCUGACCACAUGGUGUUUGCGGAGUUCAGGCGGCGCUUUGAUGUCCUGGCCCCACACCUGACCAAAAAGCAUGGGCGCAACUACAUCGUGGUGGAUGAGAAGCGGGCAGUGGAGGAGCUCCUGGAAUCACUGGACCUGGAGAAGAGCAGCUACCACAUGGGCUUGAGCCGGGUGUUUUUCCGGGCUGGAUCACUGGCCAGGCUGGAGGAGCAGCGGGACACACAGACCAGCAGGAACAUCACCCUUUUCCAGGCGGCGUGCAGGGGCUUCCUGGCACGGCAGCACUUCAAGAAGAGAAAGAUCCAGGAUUUGGCCAUCCGGUGCGUGCAGAAGAACAUCAAGAAGAACAAAGGGGUGAAGGAUUGGCCCUGGUGGAAGCUCUUCACCACCGUGCGCCCCCUCAUCGAGGUGCAGCUCACCGAGGACCAGAUCCGUGGCAAAGACGAAGAGAUCCAGCAGCUGAAGAGCAAACUCGAGAAGGUGGAGAAGGAGCGUAACGAGCUGCGGCUCAACAGUGACCGUCUGGAGAGCAGGAUCACAGAGCUGACGUCGGAGCUGACAGACGAGCGGAACACCGGUGAGUCGGCCUCCCAGCUGCUGGACGCUGAGACGGCCGAGAGGCUGCGGGCUGAGAAGGAGAUGAAGGACCUGCAGGCCAAGUACGAUGCCCUGAAGAAGCAGAUGGAGUCAAUGGAGAUGGAGGUGAUGGAAGCUCGGCUCAUCCGGGCGGCUGAGCUCAAUGGGGAGCUCGAUGAUGAUGAUACAGGUGGUGAAUGGCGGCUGAAAUACGAGCGGGCAGUGAGGGAGAUUGACUUCACCAAGAAACGGCUGCAGCAGGAGCUGGAGGACAAGCUGGAGGUGGAGCAGCAGGGCAAGAGGCAGCUGGAGCGCAAGCUGGCGGACCUGCAGGCGGACAGCGAGGAGAGCCAGCGGGCGCUGCAGCAGCUGAAGAAGAAGUGCCAGCGCCUGGCUGCCGAGCUGCAGGACACCAAGCUGCACCUUGAGGGACAGCAGGGGCGCAACCAUGACCUGGAGAAGAAGCAGCGGAGGUUUGACAGUGAGCUCUCGCAAGCUCAUGAGGAGGCGCAGCGGGAACGGCUGCAGCGGGAGAAGCUGAGCCGAGAGAAGGAUGUGCUGGUGGCUGAGGUCUUUGGCCUCAAGCAGCUGCUGGAGGACAAGGACUCGGACAUCGCAGGGUUGACACAGAAGGCGGAGGCUCUGGAGGCAGAGCUGCAGGACAUCUCCUCCCAGGAGUCAAAGGACGAAGCCUCCCUGGCUAAGGUGAAGAAACAGCUGAGGGACCUGGAGGCGAAGGUCAAAGACCAGGAGGAGGAACUGGAUGAGCAGGCUGGGACCAUCCAGAUGCUGGAGCAGGCGAAGCUGCGGCUGGAGAUGGAGAUGGAGCGGCUGCGGCAGACCCACGCCAAGGAGGUGGAGAGCCGUGAUGAGGAGGUGGAGGAGAUCCGGCAGUCAUGCCAGAAGAAGCUGAAGCAGAUGGAGGUGCAGCUGGAGGAGGAAUACGAGGACAAACAGAAGGUGCUGAGAGAGAAGCGGGAGCUGGAGAGCAAGUUAUCUGCUGUCAGCGAGCAGGCUAACCAGCGGGACUUUGAGACGGAAAAGCGCCUGCGCCGGGACCUGAAGAGAACUAAGGCACUGCUGGCUGAUGCUCAGAUCAUGCUGGACCACCUGAAAAACAAUGCACCCAGCAAGAGAGAGAUCACCCAGCUCAAGAAUCAGCUGGAAGAGUCAGAGUUCACCUGUGCGGCUGCUGUCAAGGCCCGCAAAUCCAUGGAGGUAGAGAUCGAGGACCUCCACCUGCAGAUCGAUGACCUUGCCAAGGCCAAGGCAGCGCUGGAGGAGCAGCUGAGCCGUCUGCAGAGGGAGAAGAACGAAGUGCAGAGCCGGCUGGAGGAGGACCAGGAGGACAUGAAUGAGCUGAUGAAGAAGCACAAGGCAGCUGUGGCCCAGGCAUCCCGGGACAUGGCGCAGAUGAAUGACCUCCAGGCACAGCUGGAGGAGGUCAGCAAGGAGAAGCAGGAGCUGCAGGAGAAGCUGCAAGGUCUGCAGAGCCAGCUGGAGUUCCUGGAGCAAUCCAUGGUGGACAAGUCGCUGGUGAGCCGGCAGGAGGCCAAGAUCCGCGAGCUGGAGACCAGGCUGGAGUUUGAGAGGACGCAAGUCAAGCGCCUGGAGAGCCUGGCCACACGGCUGAAGGAGAACAUGGAGAAGCUGACGGAGGAGCGGGAUCAGCGCGCAGCCGCCGAGAACCGGGAGAAGGAGCAGAACAAGCGGCUGCAGCGGCAGCUCCGGGAUGUCAAGGAGGAGAUGGGCGAGCUGGCCAAGAAGGAGGCAGAAGCCAGCCGCAAGAAGCACGAGCUGGAGAUGGACCUGGAGAGCCUGGAAGCUGCCAACCAGAGCCUGCAGUCAGACCUGAAGCUGGCCUUCAAGCGCAUCGGGGACCUGCAGGCGGCCAUCGAGGAUGAGAUGGAGAGUGACAGCAAUGAGGACCUCAUCAACAGUGAUGGUGACUCAGAUGUGGACUCGGAGCUGGAGGAGCGCGUGGAUGGGGUGAAGUCUUGGCUCUCCAAGAACAAAGGCUCCUCUAAAGCGCUCUCGGAUGAUGGCAGCCUGAAGGGCAGCAGGUCAGCCCCGCCGGACGGCCCCGAGCCCGAGGAGCGGCCGGUGUCGGUGUUGAGUUCCCUCAGCUACAGGAAGCGGCCGGGCCUCAAGGACUCCAUAGGCGGCCGAGGGGAUGAGCAGACGCUGUUCAGCGCCCUGGGCGAGCGGCCGCCUUCCCCCGAGCGCCCUCCGCGCAGGGCGGCCCGCGGCGGCGAGCCCCAGGACCGGGCGGCUGUCAUCGCCCGCGCCUUCGCCGACGCCAGCGGUCGGGCUCGCCAAGGGCUGGACAAGCGGUGGUCCCUCUCGGCCACCGACGUAGAGAAAGCUUCUGUCGCCUCCGCCCCAGUGAGCCGCGUCUCCUCCGCCUCCUGGCGCGGGCUGGAGGAUGGCGAUGAUGGGGACGAGGGAUGCUCAGUGCUGAGCUUCGCCCUCUCCAGCCCCGGCAGCUUGCGGAGCCGGCGCGGUGGCCCCGAGGGCCGCCCUGAGUCGCGGCUCUCCCUGGCUCGCAGCCGCCUGGAUGAGGCGGACGAAGGGUCCCGCGGGCAGCCCCUCUUGGGGCGCAGCUUCUCUGUGCCCCCACGGCCCCGCAGCGCAGCCUCCGAGGAGGAGGAGGGUCCUGGGGACGCCCGUCCCGUGCGAAACCGCUCCUACCUCGACCCCGACCUGGAAGCCGCCAUCCAAGAAGUGCUGAGCUACCGCCCGCUGCGAGCCAGAGGUUACUCCAGCCCCGACGCCGACUCGGGGGAUGACGGCCGGAGUGUCCGGAGUGUCAGGAGUGUCCGGAGUGCGGCCCCCCUGGGCACCGCUGACCGCCCCUCCGGCAGCCUGCGCCGCUCCGCAUCCGCCCUCGACUUCUCCCGGCACACCUGCCGGUGCCGCAGCAGCUCGGGCUCCUCUGAGGAAGAGGAGGAGCAGAAGAAGAAGAGCUCCAAGAAGCGUGCCAAGAAAAGCAAGAAGAAAUCCAAGAAGAAGAAGAAGAAGCAGCAGUCAUCAUCCGAGUCCAGUUCCUCCUCCGAGUCCUCCUCCGGCUCCACCAGCUCCUACCGCAGCACCUCCAGUGUCAAGAAGGGCCCGCGGGCGGCGGGGAGCGAGGAGCCCACACGUCCUGCCCGGGGCAAGAAGGAGGAGAAGCAGCGGAAGAAGCAAGUGGACAACCUGAUGAUGAAGUACCUGUACCGUCCCGAGAGCGACUGAGGCAGGAGUCCCACGAGCUCCCGGCACACCUUCACCUAUGACAGAUGGGAUGAUGAGCAGGACGCCGGGGACAGCACACGUCGCUCCUCCCGCAGCUCCCCCAGUGCCAGCGAGGUG